Molecule: messenger RNA, 444 nt
Organism: Drosophila navojoa
Lineage: Eukaryota; Metazoa; Arthropoda; Insecta; Diptera; Drosophilidae
Source: RefSeq, a predicted model, not a curated record
AUGGCGAACAUAGAGAAUGCAUCCGAGACAUUACCAACCACCACAAGCGUCCCCAAUCAUAUUUCUACGGAUUUAAUUGAUUUGAUCACGUACAAGCCCUCCGAGGAGGAGAUAGUGGAGAAUGGCGGCCACCAAAUUUCAUUACCGGGUGGUAAGAAUCAAGGCAUCCGGCAUGUACAUGCCCACGAUGGCUUCCACAAUGUAAAGCGCGAGCGUCAUUGGGCUAACUGGAACAAUGCUCUCAAGAGCAAGAAGACAACGGAGCCAAGUAUUUAAAUACCUCGAAUUACAUUCAAUAAAGACACCCUGUAUUUUUCAACCGGCAGCGUGCAAUUGUUGAUUAGGCGCUCCAGGCCAAGACAAAUGCAAUUAGUGGGGUGGAUCAAGGUAGGCCAAGCUGUGGUUAUCCGGUACAGUUCUUGUGUGUGGGUGCUCGAAGUGAAA